Molecule: messenger RNA, 5332 nt
Organism: Clupea harengus (Atlantic herring)
Lineage: Eukaryota; Metazoa; Chordata; Actinopteri; Clupeiformes; Clupeidae
Product: ATP-binding cassette sub-family C member 4-like
Biological process (GO): transmembrane transport
Cellular component (GO): plasma membrane
Molecular function (GO): ABC-type transporter activity; ATP hydrolysis activity; ATP binding
Source: RefSeq, a predicted model, not a curated record
AAAUUCCCACCAAUCCCCGUUAUGUGGGCGGAACCUUCUCGUGACCAUAGCUCCCAGUGAUUUGCUCGUAUGGUCUGCCGUGAAAUUAGCCGGUAUGAAUAUACCAUUAGAAAUAAAAUGCUAUUCGUAGCUAAGUUAUUCUUAUAGUAUUCUGUUUAAACGUAUAACUUAGUUUACAAGGAUAUCUUGACAAAACAUGGAAAAGCCACGGAAUGAAUUGAAAUCUAAUCCCUCGGCAACUGCUAAUCUUCUUUCCAAGAUUUUCUUCUGCUGGCUCAACCCUCUAUUCCGCGUUGGAUAUGCUCGAAGGCUGGAGGAGGAUGACAUGUACCAGUUGCUACCUGAGGAUGGGUCUGAAUGGCUGGGGGAAGAGUUACAGAAGCUGUGGGACAAAGAGGUUCAACAGGCUGCAAAAGACUUUCGUUCUCCCAAUCUCAGUAAAGUUCUCAUACAGUGCUACUGGAGAUCCUACGCUGUUUUCGGAGUUUACACUUUCGUAGAGGAGGUGAUCAAAGUGAUACAACCUGUGCUACUAGGCAAACUGAUCCAGUAUUUUGAGGGGUACAAUCCAGAUGACAUGGCUGCCCUGUAUGAGGCAUAUGGUUAUGCAGCAGGCAUAUCCAUCACCACCUUAGGCUUGGCUGUUCUUCACCAUCUUUACUUCUAUCACGUGCAGAGAGCUGGCAUGAAGAUCCGUGUGGCCAUGUGUCACAUGAUCUAUCGGAAGGCUCUUUGCCUCAACAGCACAGCAAUGGGACAAACCACCACUGGGCAAAUUGUAAACCUCUUGUCAAAUGAUGUCAACAAGUUUGAUGAGGUUACCAUUUUCUUGCACUAUUUGUGGGUUGGACCCUUGCAAGCAGCAGCAGUUACAGCAUUGCUAUGGCGAGAGAUGGGACCAUCAUGCCUUGCAGGAAUGGCUGUUCUGGUUCUUCUGAUGCCAGUGCAAACCUUAUUUGGACAACUAUUCUCAACUUUCAGGGGAAAAACAGCGUCGCACACUGACAGCAGAAUUCGCAUAAUGAACGAGGUGGUAUCAGGAAUCAGGAUCAUUAAGAUGUAUGCCUGGGAGAAGCCUUUUGCAGCCCUGGUCAGUGAGGUUAGAAGGAAAGAAAUCUCCAACAUCAUGAGCAGUUCGUACCUUCGUGGGCUCAAUAUGGCCGCCUUCUUUGUGGCAAGCAAGAUCAUUUUGUUCAUCACCUUCACCGUCUUCGUGUUGGUUGGGAACGAGAUCACAGCAAGCAGUGUGUUUGUGGCCAUGUCCCUGUUUGGGGCAGUGAGGCUCACCGUCACCCUCUUCUUCCCCUCAGCCAUAGAGAAGGUGGCCGAGGCCCGCAUCAGUGUCAGGAGGAUCAAGAAGUUCCUCCUCUUGGAAGAAAUUGGAUACCAGAAUCUCUGCCUGUCAGUGACUGAUCAAUCACAGUGCAUGGUUGAGAUUCAAGAUUUAAUUUGCUACUGGGACAAGACACUGGAUGCGCCGACCCUCCAGAACCUCUCUUUCUCCGUGAAGUCGGAGCAGCUUCUGGCCGUCAUUGGGCCUGUAGGAGCAGGAAAGUCCUCUCUGCUGAGCACCAUUUUAGGAGAGCUCCCCCCGGACAGAGGGGUUAUCAAGGUGAAAGGGGAGCUCACGUAUGCCUCCCAGCAGCCCUGGAUUUUUCCCGGAACCAUCCGGAGUAACAUCCUAUUCGGCAAGGACCUCAACCCUCAGAAGUAUGAAAGAGUCCUCCGCGCCUGUGCUCUUAAGAGAGACAUGGAGCUACUGCCAGAUGGUGACCUGGAAGUGAUUGGUGACCGAGGGGCCAACUUGAGUGGAGGUCAGAAGGCCCGUGUCAACCUUGCCAGGGCCGUCUAUCAGGACGCUGAUAUCUACCUGCUGGAUGAUCCGCUCAGUGCUGUGGACGCAGAGGUGGGGAGGCAUCUGUUUGAACAGUGCAUUUGCGGCUUGCUCAGGAAGAAGCCUCGCAUCCUGGUCACCCACCAGCUGCAGUACCUGAAGUCAGCUGACCAGAUCCUGGUGCUGAAGGAGGGUCACAUGGUCGCCCGUGGCACCUACUCCGAGCUGCUGAGCUCCGGUCUGGACUUCACCUCGCUCUUGAGGAGGGAGGAGGAGGAUGAGCCUACGAGUCCUGAGCCCGGCCAUGGACCCCUGGGCCCCUCCUCCAGUCGCACCGUCUCCCAGAGUUCCAUGCUCUCUCACGGCUCCUCCCUGCUGUCAGUGAUGGACGCUGCUGAGCAGUGCGCGGUUGAGCCCACAGUGGGAGAGGAGAGUCGCUCCGAAGGGACCGUAGCCCUUGGCCUGUAUGUGAAGUACUACAGGGCAGGGGCCAAUGUGUUUAUGCUUUUGGUGCUUGUCCUGCUCAAUCUCCUAGCCCAUAUUACAUAUAUCCUUCAAGAUUGGUGGCUGGCAUAUUGGGCCUCUGAGCAGAAGCAUCUCAAUGUCACGCAGCACGUCCUCAAUGGCCACAAUGCCACGCGGCAGCUGGACCUUGACCUCUACUUGGGUGUUUACGCAGGUUUGACAGGUGCCGCCGUGCUGUUUGGUUUCCUGCGGAGCAUGGUGUUCUUCAAGGUCCUGGUGAGGGCGGCACAGACGCUGCACAACCGCAUGUUCACCAGCAUCCUGCGCACCCCCGUGCUCUUCUUUGAUGUCAACCCUAUUGGAAGAGUUCUCAACCGGUUCUCUAAGGACAUCGGCCAUCUGGACUCCCUCCUUCCGUGGACGUUUGUGGAUUUCAUCCAGGUAUUUCUGCAGAUUGUCGGUGUAAUCAUUGUUGCCGGUGUCAUCAUUCCCUGGAUCCUCAUUCCCAUAAUUCCCCUGCUCGCCGUCUUCCUGUAUCUGCGGCGCUACUUCCUGCGCACAUCGCGAGACAUCAAGCGCCUGGAGUCCACAACACGCAGUCCAGUCUUCUCCCACCUCUCGUCCUCCUUGCAAGGACUGUGGACCAUUCGUGCCUUCAAAGCCCAGGAGAGGUUCCAGCAGAUGUUUGAUGCACAUCAGGACCUGCACUCUGAGUCCUGGUUUUUAUUCCUGACCACCUCCCGCUGGUUCGCCGUGCGUCUGGAUGGCCUCUGCUCGAUAUUCGUCACCAUCACCGCCUUCGGAUGCCUCUUCCUCAGACACGACCUGGAGGCGGGAGGCGUGGGCCUGGCGCUGUCCUACGCCAUCACUCUGGUCGGGAUGUUCCAGUGGGGAGUGCGACAGAGCGCAGAGGUAGAGAAUAUGAUGACUUCAGUGGAGAGGGUUGUAGAGUACACGGAGCUGGAGAGUGAGGCACCCUGGGAAACCCAGAAGAGGCCUCCGCCUGACUGGCCUCGGCAGGGCUGCAUCACCUUCGAGCAGAUGAACUUCUCCUACAGCAGGGACGGGCCCCUCGUGCUGAAGAACAUCACCGCCACCAUCAGGCCCAACGAGAAGGUGGGCAUUGUGGGCAGGACGGGCGCGGGGAAGAGCUCUCUCAUCUCGGCCCUCUUUCGCCUGGCAGAACCGCAGGGCAAGAUCUCCGUCGAUGGCAUUCUGACCUCCGAGAUCGGCCUUCACACCCUGCGCCAGAAAAUGUCCAUAAUCCCACAGGACCCGGUCCUCUUCACGGGCUCCAUGAGGAAGAAUCUGGACCCUUUCAACCAGCACACAGACGAAGACCUGUGGAAUGCCCUCCAAGAGGUGCAGCUGAGGGGGGUGGUGGAGGAGAUGCCGGGCCGGAUGGAGACGAUGCUGGCUGAGGCCGGGACCAACUUCAGCGUGGGCCAGAGGCAGCUGGUGUGUCUGGCCAGAGCCAUCCUCCGGACGAACCGCAUCCUCAUCAUCGACGAGGCCACGGCCAACGUUGACCCCAGGACCGAUGAGCUGAUCCAGAAAACCAUCCGGGACAAGUUUAAGGAGUGCACUGUGCUCACUAUUGCUCAUCGCCUCAACACCAUCAUCGACUGCGACCGCAUACUGGUUCUGGAUGCAGGAAGGAUCCACGAGUACGACGAGCCCUAUGUGCUGCUGCAGGACCGCGAGGGCAUUUUCUACAAGAUGGUUCAGCAGACGGGCAAGACGGAGGCCGCCGCCCUGCUCCACUCUGCCAAGCAGUCUUUCAUGAACAGGAGUGCCACGUGUAUGGUGAAUGGACUUCUGAAGGCGGGCAAGCGGGAGGGCAGUUGCGUCCUGUUUGAGACGGCGCUGUAGAGCAGCAGACACUGGGCCACCCCGUCCCAGUCUCCACGUCCACCACCCUGGGAGGAGGACCCAGAGGACGUCCGUGUGUCUCCUGUGUGACACACGAACACACACACACCUGUCUCCUCCUAGUGAUUGAGGUAUAGCGCAGUCCCUGCUUAGAUGACCACGGUGGCAUGGGUAUGUUCAGCUCAGGUCAGGCCCCAUGCUGUAGGCAAUGGUAGUCCCAGAUUUUAAAUGACUUAAAAUAAUAUGCAGCAUGCUAAAACACUGUUGAAAAUCACUGGAGCAAGUGCCUGAAAGCCACCCUCUGUGCCAGAUCUGUUCGGUGUAGGUUUUCUCUUUUAGUUCUGAGGUAUGACCUGUUCCAGUCUUCUCUUCAGAAGUUGUUUCUGUUUCUGUGUCUGUCUGUUGACCAGGUGGCAACGACUGUGAUCACAAGUGCCACUGUGUUUCAUUGCUCUGAAUAAACACAGAUCAGAUCAGAUUACAAUCAUAUUCAGACAGCUAGACACCAGCGAGUGUAUGUUAUACCAGGAAUGUAUUAAGCUCAGAGCCCUUCUCUCUCUGUAACACAUGAGAGGAGAGUACAUUGUCCAGACAAGCAGGCGGAACUAGUUGUUGCGAAGAACAUUGUGCCUUGACCUUCUGGCGAAUUGCACGUUUAUUUAUUCUCUCACAAUGACCAAAGUAGUCAUUAGACUUAAGUACUGUAAACAGCUGUUCUGACUUACUACCUCUAUUUGCAGAGAAGGACUGAGCUACUCAGGGGGACGCAUGUCAAUCAUGUAGAUGGAUGCUGUACUCGGUACUCCGUAACAGGUCUCCUGUCAGUCAUGUAGAUGGAUGCUGUACUCGGUACUCCGUAACAGGUCUCCUGUCAGUCAUGUAGAUGGAUGCUGUACUCGGUACUCCGUAACAGGUCUCAUGUCAGUCAUGUAGAUGGAUGCUGUAUUCAGUAACAGGUCUCAUGUCAGUCAUGUAGACGGAUGCUGUACUCGGUAACAGGUCUCCUGUCAGUCAUGUAGAUGGAUGCUGUACUCUGUAACAGGUCUCCUGUCAGUCAUGUAGAUGGAUGCUGUACUCUGUAACAGGUCUCCUGUCAGUCAUGUAGAUGGAUGCUGUACUCGUUACUCAGUAACAGGUCUCAUGUCAGUCAUGUAGACGGAU